CGAGGCUUGCGUGAUCCUGAGUUGCUGUGAAUGGCCCCAGCACUCCUGACCACUCUUCCGGGUAGGAUGUCGCUGAGAUCCCUGAAAUGGAGCCUCCUGCUGCUGUCACUCCUGAGCUUCCUGGUGAUGUGGUACCUCAGUCUUCCCCACUACAAUGUGAUAGAACGCGUGAACUGGAUGUACUUCUAUGAGUAUGAGCCCAUUUACAGACAAGACUUCCGCUUCACACUUCGAGAGCAUUCGAACUGCUCUCAUCAAAACCCAUUUCUGGUCAUCCUGGUGACCUCACACCCCUCAGAUGUGAAAGCCAGACAGGCCAUUAGAGUUACUUGGGGUGAAAAGAAGUCAUGGUGGGGAUAUGAGGUUCUUACGUUUUUCUUAUUAGGCCAACAGGCUGAAAGGGAAGACAAAGUGUUAGCAUUAUCCUUAGAGGAUGAACACCUCCUUUACGGCGACAUAAUAAGACAAGAUUUUUUAGACACGUACAAUAACCUGACCUUGAAAACAAUUAUGGCAUUUAGGUGGGUAACUGAGUUUUGCCCCAACGCCAGGUACAUCAUGAAGACAGACACUGAUGUCUUCAUCAAUACUGGCAAUUUAGUGAAGUAUCUUUUAAAUUUAAACCACUCAGAGAAGUUUUUCACAGGUUAUCCUCUAAUUGAUAGUUAUUCUUAUAGAGGAUUUUACCAAAAAACCCAUAUUUCAUACCAGGAGUAUCCCUUCAAGGUGUUUCCUCCCUACUGCAGUGGGUUGGGUUAUAUAAUGUCUAGAGAUUUGGUGCCAAGAAUCUAUGAAAUGAUGAGUCACGUAAAACCCAUCAAGUUUGAAGAUGUUUAUGUUGGGAUCUGUUUGAAUUUAUUAAAAGUGGACAUUCAUAUUCCAGAAGACACCAACCUUUUCUUUUUAUAUAGGAUCCAUUUGGAUGUCUGUCAACUCAGACGCGUGAUUGCAGCCCAUGGCUUUUCUUCCAAGGAAAUUAUCACGUUUUGGCAGGUUAUGCUAAGGAACACCACAUGCCAUUAUUAAUUUGACCAUUCUACCCAAAGCCUAGAGAAGGGAGGGAUACUUUAUGGAAAACAUUAAAGUUAGACUAUGAACUCUCCAAUGGAAAACUCAUGGGAAGGUCACUGUGUGGCUUACACAGAACUGAAACUCAGGAAGAGGCUAUAGGCUGGAGACGGGAGGGUUGUACUUGACCUGUGGUUUAUUUUGACAACAAUCAAGUCAGGCCUUUUAAAGAUGAUAUUCAGAGGAAUUAAACAUCUUAUAAAGGAAUGGGAAGUUUUUGUUAAUAAAACUCAUAGGACCAAACAAUUUGAACGUGUCAUUCUAUAGAUUAAAACUUCUUAAAUGGGUUUCAUUGAAUUAUAAGCUCAUUUGUCCAUAACAACAAAGCGGUGUGGAGUAUUAUUCAUUGAACAGUCUAGUCAGUUCAGGGGUUUGUGUAUAUCUUACAUGGAUGACGGUUUUUUAAAAUAUAUAGUUGUGUGUAAAACAAGUGAAGUUAUGCUGAACAAAAUUUCAUCUCUUUUUUGUCAUUCGGAAGAUACUUCAGGAUGUUGCAGUAUUUCAGUUAUCAAUUAUUAUUUAAUGUUACUUAAAGUUUUGCACUUUUAUGGGUGUUUGAAUGUUAUGGUUGUUUCAAUACUGUAUAAACAGAAUAGUGAAAAAUCACUCUUUAUAUUUAAACUUCUUUUCCAAUUACUUCACUGAUGAGUUUAUUAUGAAUAGCUCCAUUAAUGUGUAGAUAUUGGUCAUUAUUGCAUAUCAGUAAUCUCCUGAACUUUGAUAAAUAUUUCUUCGUGGUAAUAUAGAGAAGAAUUAAA
Molecule: messenger RNA, 1826 nt
Organism: Lipotes vexillifer (Yangtze River dolphin)
Lineage: Eukaryota; Metazoa; Chordata; Mammalia; Artiodactyla; Lipotidae
Gene: B3GALNT1
Product: beta-1,3-N-acetylgalactosaminyltransferase 1 (Globoside blood group)
Exons: 1
Coding region: 31-1026 (331 amino acids)
Biological process (GO): protein O-linked glycosylation
Cellular component (GO): Golgi membrane
Molecular function (GO): N-acetyl-beta-D-glucosaminide beta-(1,3)-galactosyltransferase activity
Source: RefSeq, a predicted model, not a curated record